AUGGCGGGGCUGGACGAAGGCCCGCAGGCUCAGGAGAAGUUGCGGCCCCAUCCGUUCGUGGCUGCCGUCGCCCACAGCUGCGAGGAGGCCUGCGAGAUGUUUGUGCGGAAGCGAGACUUCUACGAGAUCAUGAACGAUCUGGAGGCCCGCAAGGACAAACUGUGCACCACCUGCAGGGAAACCGCCUUCCGCGGAAGUGCGGCAAGCCCCAACCCCCGCAUCUUCCAGACGGUGGGCACGCGCCUUCUAAACAUGAAAGUGGGUCAAGUUGAUUAUCCGGUCAACGUGUCCAUUGGCUACGUGAAGGCCCCCCUGAUGUAUUCGACCCCACAGCGCACCGCCAUCUACAACACCUGGUUCACAAUCUACCAGGCAAGGAUCCAGCCUGCUCCCAAGGGCAUGAUCAUGGUUCACCAAGGCGGCCCUAUGGCACACAUUGAUGAUUCUGGCCCUGGCAGCUUUGUGGACUACCUUGAGGAGCUGCAGCACUAUGAUCUGGUUUCCGUGGACCAACGCGGCAUGGGCUUGUCAUAUGCCGGAUUGCUGGAGAACUUCACCACUCCUGAGUCCUUUGAUGAGUUCGCCGCGUAUCUGGCCUUACCGAAUUCUGUGUGGAACAGCGUCGGCAGGGUAGGGAUGCUGGCAGUUGGGAGUGUCAAUGACGUAAACAACGUCACACACGAAGCACCGUGUGCGGACCUGGCUGCCAAGGCCAAGAACUCUUGGCUCCUCCCAACAGACUACGCCAAUCACGACGAGGUGAAAAACUACCUCAACGGCAAGGCUCGGUGGACGAGCCCAUGCUCUGCCAAGUUCGAUCGUGGAGACGGAGAUGGUGGCAGCUACAACCUUUUGCAGUACAUGGGCACACAGGCCCUUGCACAUGAUGUCGAGUGGCUGCGGUGGGCUUUGGGCAGCCCUGCCAUCUCUGUGCUGGGCUUUAGUUACGGCACGCGCUUUGCCGCGGCCUAUGCGUCGCAGUUUCCUGGAGCCAUACAGCGAGUUGCAGUUACCGGCGUGGAGGCACCACAGCCCGACCUGCUGGAAAUGGCCCGGGGAUCGGCUGCCAACACGGCCCAGGUUCUGGGCUUCAUCCAAAGCCAGUGUGCCGAGAGCCUUGAGUGCCGGCAUAAUCCUUUCAACAAGACAGACAAGAACCUGGUGACCCCUCCCGGAAGAUACUUCGAGGGUGACAUCAAUGAGGCCGUUAACGAGCUCUUCAAGCGCUCUGCAGAUGGUGGGAGCUGGUACGGCCUUAAUUGCCCAGGCAAGGGCCUGACCACUUACCAGCUCACAAGCUUUCUUGCUAUGUUUCUCACAAAUCUUCCUCCAGCCACGUGGCGUCCUAUAUACCAGGACGAGACCUGGCCAGUUGGCUUCCUGAUGCUCCCUGCCACUGUUUACCUGAUGUUGCAAAACCCUUGCAAAUUCGCAAGGGAUGACCCACCGGACUCAGGCUUCGGAGACCUCGCCAUUUUCUUUUUGAUUCCAGCCUUAGACAUGACUGGCAAGUGGCAGCUCAACCAGGUUGCCAAGGAGAUCUCCAGCUUCGCUGCAGACAGGGCCUUCGCACCGAGUCUGCGUAUGUACCUCAGUUAUGCACAAGCGGCCUAUGGCUGGCCCCAGCUCCCAACACCCAUUGGCUUCUCGCAUCCCAGUGUGAACGCCGUGGCCGUCAACCCCCUCUACGACCAGCGCACCGGCAUGAACAAUGCGCAGCAGUUCCAGCUGAACUUCCCCAACAGCAGCCUCGUCACUUCUCUCAGUGGUGGGCACUGUGUCCAAGUCUCUGCUGACCCAUCCUUGACUCACGGUCCCGCGGGCUACAAAGUGCUGAUGGAGUUUCUUUUUUUCGGGUGGAAGCCCACCAGUGGGCAGGUUGUGGGGGACUUCGUGAAGAUCGACUUUGCUGUCGGGGCCAAACUUGCCCCAGCCUUCUUGAAGCGCUUGACGCUGAACCGAUACACUGUUCGCAGUGUUUGCUCACGUCGUGUUCGCUGCAAGUGCUUCGUGCUUGACCACGCUGUGAACAAGCCAUCAACCAAGUCAGCAUUGGCGAGCGAGAGUGGUAAGAGUUUGCAAGGACAGAGCCAGAGUUCCCUUUUCGAGCUUUGCACAGGGGAAAAUCUCCGGAAUCAGGCGCUUGGCCGCAAGCGGCAAGUGAAGCAACAAUUGGUGGAAGCAGAUCUCUGCAGCGAUGGUCGGGGCACUCCUCUUUGGGGCGUUGGCUGUGAAGUCUGGUGCUGCCCUGCGGGUGAAAUUUGGUGCGCAGGUUGCGCAGAGCCCAAUACCGAUAAGAAUGGUUGCCAGAGGUGUCUGGGUGGUUAUGUCCUGGAACAUGGCCGCUGCACUGCUUGCAUGGACAUGCCUGGAUGGAUGGAUGCUGAUGGUGACAACUGCUUUGCGGUCGCGACGAGCUUUACGAAGAGAUGCAGCGAAACUCGCUUCCAUGGCAUUUCCUCCAAUACUGCCUGUUGCAAGUGCGGCGGGGGUCUGCGCCAGGCCACCCCUUUCGCGUACUACUCCCAGCCCAUGUUGUUUGGCGAGAGCUCUGUGCUUGGCUGGCCCUUGCCAAGGACGGCAGCUCGCUAUUCUGUGAACAAGGACUGCCAGCUUGCUACCUACAACCUCACUCUGGACGGUGAAACUGGGAGGUUGAAGCUGCGAGACGGUUGCGGCGUCGUCGGUUGCGGAGGAGCUGUUCGUCAAGCCUUCCAGGUGAGCUGCACCAUUACCGCUCAUCAGGAGCAUGGCCUGAAUGCCUCAGCCGAGAUGUCAGUCAUUGCAGACCCCUCGAUGGUUUACGACAGCCCAGUCCUCAUUGUGACGCCCAACACCGCCCACAGUUUCACCCCUCGCACGGUUUUUGCCGAACACAAGUUUGGCAUUACCUGCCUCCCGGAUGGUAUCAUGCCAUGGGUGGGGAUUUCCUCGUCCAACGGCACCAUCACGGUGAACGCCCACAUUUCCGAACAGGCCUCCGGCCUGACUUCGCUGCCGCUGCCUGGUCUUGAGGACUCGGUGGGUGGGCUUUGCUCUGUGGUCGACACGAAUUCGUCAACGCAGACGUCCGUUAUCAUCCUAGCACCAUGGAUGUGGUCCUCCAUCCACUUUCCCGAAUCGAACCUUCGGAUCACUGUGGGCGAGUCGGCUCUGCCGCUGCUCGCGUAUGCUGGGGAUGGAGCCCGCGUGAGCCCCACGCGCUUUUCUAUGGAGUGCAUGGAGGUGCCCGACGCCGUUCAGUUCGAGUUCGACGAGUUGACGGGGUUUGGGAGCUUGAAUGGAUAUGGCGUGUCCCCAUGGCUUCAACAGUAG
Messenger RNA from Symbiodinium natans, 3315 nucleotides. NCBI's taxonomy places the organism in Eukaryota, Dinophyceae, Suessiales, Symbiodiniaceae. The record is from the annotation of a GenBank genome assembly.